This is a messenger RNA of Xenopus tropicalis (tropical clawed frog), 3263 nucleotides long. RefSeq names its product chromosome 7 C1orf174 homolog (gene c7h1orf174). The coding region runs from base 116 to 799 and encodes 227 amino acids. Lineage: Eukaryota; Metazoa; Chordata; Amphibia; Anura; Pipidae. The record is from RefSeq and is a predicted model, not a curated record. The transcript is spliced from 5 exons. Gene Ontology annotation, cellular component: nucleus.
GCAGGCCGGCACAGCCAAAUUCGUGACGCUGUUUGAUAAAGUUUUGGGCGGCUGCUUCUGGGGAGCGGAGAAAGUUUUUUAGUUUAGACAGGUACCGGGUAAGAGGCCGUUCCACAUGAGAAAGAGAAAGUUAUCAGAUGGAGUGCGCUGCUCAGCACGCCAGAAGAAUAGGAGUUGCUCGGGUGCCCAGUCCUCAACUGACCAUGAAGCUGACACGUAUGGACCUAAAAAGAAGGCAGCUUCCAGCAAUAACACAGAGAAAGAGUCUUCAAAAAAGUUGAGAAAGGAUGAAAAGGGUCCAGUGGAAGCUGAUGAAAACGAACUAUUAAACAAAAUCGAUAAUGCAGCUUCCAAUGAAAGCAGCAAUGUAAAUGAUUCACAGCAGUCUGAGAAAAGUAUAACAAAUACAAAAGAUAAUGGCACAAGGUGCUCAAAAUUAAGGGCAAAUACACGCCUUCCCUCAUCCCCAGUUUCUGAUCUGAAUGAAGUUUCAUGUAACGGCUUAACAGAUGACAGUGGGGAUGGAACAGGGUUUAUUCACAAAACAUGCUCUGAGCCCUCUAAAUUAAGAGAGAUUUAUCUGAAUGGCAGUCCGUUUGUGGAUGAAGACAGCAAUCAGCCAAUGCCACUGGGGCUCUUCUUUGAAAAUGCUGAUCUUAUGCAGGACCUGCCACCAGCUGUGCCUUCUUGUGCUUCAAUGAGCAGGAGAGAGCUUAGAAACCUGCAUUUUAGAGCAAAGGAAGAGGAUGAGGAUGAUGAUGACUAUGUUGAUGGCUUGGCUAACGAAGGAAAUAUUUAAGUUUAUGCAGAGCCAGGCUGAAUGCUGGUGGGGAGUGCAGAAGUAUCAAUAAUUGUCCCAAAUUAAGUGUUUUAACUGCAGACUCAUGUAAGAAGACAUGAAGAACGAUGUUGAUUCAUUAAAGAGUCUUUUAAUAUUAACAUAAUAUUUUAUAUUAAACUCAAAAUGAGCUAGGCUAUUGCAGCCUAAUAUUUUCCCUCCUUUGAAUCAAGACACUCCCUAACUCAACCCAACAACUUGCAAUGGUUUGUUUUUACAAGGUAUUUGGCUGGAGUUGUACAAACCAAAGUUUUUGGAGCUGGGGAGGGAUCUGUGGCAUUUUGAAGGAUAGUAAUAUACCUUUAUUAGGGUAAGUGUACUUCUAUUGCAAGUGGUUCUUACAUAUGCAUUAGAAUUUAAGCCUAACUUUUUUUUUUUUUACUAUAAACAUACAGUGUUGAAUUAAUAUGAAAAAAGGUCCCCAUACAUGUUGAGAUUCGCUCUCUUGGCGACCUACGGGUGGGCGAUAUCGGGGAGCGUGUAGGUAAAAAAAAAAUAAUUUGAUCGUUUGGCCCUGGGGUCAAACAAUCGAAUUAUAUUGGCGGCAAUGGGGCAGUCGGUUCGGGGACCGCAUCAACGAGCCAAUGCGGUCCCGAUCCGACUGAAUUUUCUAACCUGGCCGAUCGAUAUCUGGGCAAUUUUAGGCCAGAUAUUGGUCGGACAGGCCCCUCGUUUCUGCCCCUACAUGGGCCGAUAAGCUGCCAAAUCGGUCCAAGGGACCGAUAUCGGCAGCUACUAUCGGCCCGUGUAUGGGGACCUUUACUUGUGUAAAUUAUGUUUUCAGGAAAUAAUUUGACGUUAAAAAAAAAAAAAAAAAAAAAGAAGCUUUAUUCUGAACUGACACCAAAUAAGACUGUUGGACAUUGACGCAAAAGUUACAUUUUGGACAGCUCUGUAGAAACAGUGGUGCCAUAUUAGCGUAUCAAACAUGAACACAAGUAACAUAGCAACUGCAUGAACAGUGUUUGUAUAUAAUUCCUUUUCUUUUUAUAAUACACUAGAAUAUAAGUGCAAUUAUUCUCACUUGUAUAAUAAUAACCAAAGAUAUACAGACUUGCUUGAGUACUGAAGGAGGUUUAGUUAAGCAAGGAAUAGGAGCUACAGUUGAAAUUUUCCAAAUGUAAUUGAUUUCAACAUUUCUAAAAGAAAUCAUACAUUCUUAAAAAUGGCUUUACAAAAUUCAGGAACCCAGAAGCUAGUAUUUCAAUAGUGCUGGGACAAACAGGGCAUAUUUUCAUCAUCUAAAAUGUAAAAUAUUAAAACGCUGAUUGCUAAUUGCGUUAAUUGGAAAGCAUUUAAAAGUGCCUGGAAAUCUUCUGUGCGCCAUUGGCCUUAAGAUGAACGAAAGUCAUUUAGAAAUGUCAUGUAGAAAUUUUUCUUUAUUGGCAGUUUGCAAUUGGUUUUUAUUUGUGGUCAGUAAUUUAGUUUUUUUGUUCAGCAGGUCUCCAGUUUUGAAUUUCAGCAGCUAUCGUUGCUAGGGUCUUGUUUACCUUAGCAACCAGGAAGUGGUCUGAAUAGGAGGAGGCCAGAAUAGAUAAAAAGUAACAGUAACCAUAAAAUUGUAAGUUUACAAAGCAGUAGGUUUUUUUUUUUUGUUGCUGCCAGAUUCAGUGACUCAAUCUGAAAGCUGGAAAGAUGUAGAAGAGAAUGGCAAAUAAUUCAAUAACUAUAAAAAAAAAAAUAAUGAAGACCAGUUGCAAGUUUCUAGGAAUAGGACAUUCUAUGACAUGUUAAAAGUUAACGUAAAGGUGAAUCACCCAUUUAUGUUAACCUGAGAUCUCUCUACUCCCUUCCAAACCACAGUACUGUUUGUCCUACCUGUUCCCAAACGGCAGAGAAGCACAGCGGGGCCUUAAGGGCAUAGAGAUCAUUUGAAGUGAAGAUUGAGCGGCACGAGAUGGAGCACACCACCCCUGCUUUGCUGCUCUGUUGCUUGGGGAUAGGUAGGGCACAGUAUGGAAGAUUCCAUUCUUACAUGACUUCCUCCAGUUUUGAUUUUUGUAAUCGUAUUAACUGUAUUCUAUUAUCUAUCUACACAAUUAGAUAUAAUAAUAUCCUGAUAAAUGCAGAGAGUAUGGGGGACUCCUUUCCCAGUCUUAAAAUACACUGGAAUAUAAGGGGAGCGAAUAGUAAGAUUUAUAGCACAAUAAUAAUGUUUGCUGAUGAAAAUUAUAAACAUGCACAAAUUUGUUGAUGAAGGAUCCGUCCUGUGUACUGACAAAUAAGUCAGGUAUCUUGUAAUUGGUAUAAAAGGGUGUUUUUGUUGAAUACUGUAUCAGUGGUUAGGACAUGCCCUACAUUGCUGGUACAGUUCAUUUCUUGUAGAGGCCCAAAGGGCACAUAUAAUUUAUGUUACUAUGGAAAUUGACAACACGCUUUGUGACCAAAAUAAAUAUUGUGUGUUCUGCACGUGUUUGUUACAUUA